AUGCCAGCCAAACACGUCCUCAUCGCCGGCCUAGGCCGCUUCAUCAAAGCCGAUCCCCAAGGCGAAGCGAUCUUCGGCCCUCAACACAAGAACAUCCAAAAACUCCAGGAGGACAUGGCCAAAGCCAAGGCGGACGGCUACGAGCCCGCCAACAUCGAUCUGGAUCCUCUGGAUGUCGAAGAUAGUGUUCAGAGAUUAGAGGUCGAACUGAAGCGUCAGAAAUGGGAUAUUUUCAUCGUGGGCUUUGGCGUGAGAGCGAACAAGGACUUCACGGAGCUCUUUGAGAGGGCUAUCAAUCUUGCUGUUGCGAUGCAGCCUAAUAUCAAGUUUGGGUUCAGUCGGGCUCCUGAUGAGGUUUUUGAGACGAUGAAGAGGGUGCUGGGCGAGUAG
Zasmidium cellare ATCC 36951 is the source of this 390-nucleotide messenger RNA. RefSeq lists its product as uncharacterized. The record is from RefSeq and is a predicted model, not a curated record. Bases 1 to 390 code for a protein of 129 amino acids. NCBI's taxonomy places the organism in Eukaryota, Fungi, Ascomycota, Dothideomycetes, Mycosphaerellales, Mycosphaerellaceae. The transcript has a single exon.